Messenger RNA from Echinops telfairi (small Madagascar hedgehog), 4978 nucleotides. RefSeq names its product WASP family member 2 (gene WASF2). Gene Ontology annotation, biological process: positive regulation of Arp2/3 complex-mediated actin nucleation; actin cytoskeleton organization. Gene Ontology annotation, molecular function: Arp2/3 complex binding; protein kinase A regulatory subunit binding; actin binding. The transcript is spliced from 11 exons. The record is from RefSeq and is a predicted model, not a curated record. The coding region runs from base 183 to 1382 and encodes 399 amino acids. Gene Ontology annotation, cellular component: cytoskeleton. Lineage: Eukaryota; Metazoa; Chordata; Mammalia; Afrosoricida; Tenrecidae.
CUUUCAGCAGAGAAAUACGUCAGUAACAAAAGGACAAAUACAUCAGGCUUCUACCUGAUACAUUUUCAUCUCUUGACCAAGAUGACUUGAGAAUAGAAAAGUUGGCACAACGGUUAAGCACUUGGCUGCUAAUAGAAAGGUUGUUUUUCAUCAUUCAGAACAUCGCCUGAAGCAGGUCCACCAUGCCGUUAGUAACGAGGAACAUCGAGCCAAGGCACCUGUGCCGUCAGACGUUGCCUAGUGCUAGAAACGAGCUGGAAUGCAAGACCAACAUCACCCUGGCAAAUGUCAUCCGACAGCUGGGCAGCCUGAGUAAAUAUGCAGAGGACAUUUUUGGAGAGCUCUUUAUUCAGGCAAAUACCUUUGCCUCUCGGGUAAGCUCCCUUGCUGAGCGGGUCGACCGCCUACAAGUUAAAGUCACUCAGCUGGAUCCUAAGGAAGAAGAAGUGUCACUGCAAGGAAUCAACACCCGCAAGGCCUUCAGAAGCUCGACCGUUCAAGAUCAGAAACUUUUUGACAGAAACUCUCUCCCAGUUCCUGUCUUUGAAACAUAUAACACCUGUGAUACUCCUCCACCGCUCAACAACCUUUCCCCUUACAGGGAUGAUGGGAAAGAGGCACUCAAAUUCUACACAGAUCCUUCGUACUUCUUUGAUCUUUGGAGGGAGAAGAUGGUGCAGGACACCAAGGAUAUCAUGAAAGAGAAGAGAAAGCACAGGAAAGAGAAGAAAGAUAAUCCAAAUCGAGGGAACGUGAACCCACGUAAAAUCAAGACACGUAAAGAAGAGUGGGAGAAGAUGAAGAUGGGACAAGAAUUUGUGGAGUCCAAAGAAAAGCUGGGGCCUGGAUACCCCGCCAGCCUGGUGUACCAGAACGGCAGCAUUGGCUCUGUUGAAAACGUGGAUGCAGGCAGCUACCCACCACCACCACCACAGUCAGACUCCGCUUCUCCCCCGUCUCCCUCCUUCUCUGAGGACAACUUGCCUCCGCCACCAGCAGAGUUCAGUUACUCCACAGACAACCAAAGGGGCUCUGGCUUGACUGGACUCAAAAGAUCCAGUGUGGUCAGCCCAACUCCCCCUGGGCUCCCUCCUCCACCUUUCACUGGUGCCGAUGGCCAACCUGCCAUGCCACCACCACCUCCUCCAGAUGGCACCAAGGCCAAGUCCUCCUUACCACCGGUGAGCGACGCUCGUAGCGACCUGCUUUCAGCCAUCCGUCAAGGCUUUCAGCUGCGCAGGGUUGAGGAGCAGCGGGAACAGGAGAAGCGGGAUGUCGUGGGGAACGACGUGGCCACCAUCUUGUCUCGGCGCAUUGCUGUUGAGUACAGCGACUCGGAGGAUGACUCCUCUGAGUUUGAUGAGGACGACUGGUCAGAUUAGUGCGCCCUGCUGCUGCCACCACGCUUUUCUCUGUGCUCCCCACCUGCCGCCUUUGGCGUGUGCUACACCCAUGGGACACGGAAGGGAAGAAAAGAGGAGGAGAGUUUCAAGGGGCCAAAGCCUUCCCCCGACAACCAAAGAUAUAUCCAAGUGCUUCCUCCCAAUCUGCCUGUCCUUCUCCACCCCUUAAAGCUGGGCCGGGCCUCCUGAGGUUUAGUAGCUAAGACGUUUCCUCUUCCAUCAGCUGCCUGUGGAAGGGAAGCAAGCCCCAAAGCAGAUCCCUUUGAUUGGGUUGAAGCUAGAAAUGGAGCCUUCCCCUAAGGGGCCGUUUCCAGACUGGUCUUCUUCCACAGCCCUGGCCCUCGGCUGCUCUCAGGACAGGGGCCAUCUUCCAGCCCUCCAGCAAUAUGAGUGGCCUGUGCACUGAGGGCAGAGCAGGCUGCAGGCCCUAGCCACCUCCUUCUGCCCUGAGCUGCAGGCCGAGGCUGCCUUCCACCAUGCCACCUCUCUAUGCCUCAAAUGCCUUUUCUCCGGGGGAGGGGUCUAGCCUCUAAAGAAUGUCUCACCCCCUCCCCCAGCCCAGAAAUGAUGCUUUCCUGAAGACAGAUUGUUCAGGGUGCCCCUCUCAGCUUCCCUUCUGGGAACUGUGAGGUUUCUGGAUGCCUUAAGUGCCUCGCUUUCCCCAAACCCCCCGCCCGCGCCCCACCUAGGUGCCUUCGGGUACCACAGCCCAGCUCUACCCUUUAAUACUGGUGACCAAACCAGCCCUGACACACAGGGAUCCGGCCUCGGCCUGCCUUCUGGAACCAAGCUCUGAGACUCGGCACUGCAGCACUGGAAGACGGUGGGACUCCUUGGUCACUUCCACUGACAGAUACGAAGGCCUGGAGAUGGGAAGUGACCUGCUCAAGGUCACACAGUUGGAUGGUGACAGUGCUAGAGCCCAAAGUCCUGCCUCCAAGUUGCCUGUGCUUUCUGGGACCAAAUUGUGGGCACCUGCUGGACGAUGGACAGAGCCAUCUUGGCUCAGUGGGGGUCCCUGCAGGAACGCUCAGGGCCUGUGCCUGCCCUGCCACUGCUGCUCAGACCCUUGGAGCCUCUCCUGUCAUUUGCUGGCCCGCACACCCCUCCCCUCCCCAGCCACCCACAUGGCCUUGGGAACUGCCCUUCUGGGGGCCCCAGAGGUAGUGAGGGAAGGAAGGGGGAGGCACAUUGACAGGUGCUGUUUUCAGUUCCUCUGCAAUGCCCCCUCUCUGAUUCGCCAAUUUCACCAUAGGCUCCUCCAUCUGUAGAGACUUCAGCCCCUUAGGUGGCAGCCUCUGCAGGGACCUGCCUGGGGCGCUGGCAGCCAGGAGGGAGGAGUGUGGGAAGGCAGCCGACCUCUGCGUCUUGCUCCCAGCUCCCCUUCUCAACUGCACAUGGAGGCCCUCCUUCCUUCCCUUCCCAGCGUGGACACAGGUGCUACCACCCAGGAGAGACAGCAGUGACGGCUGACAGCAGGGCUGCUGCUCCACUGCCCUGAGUGCUGUGCAGCCCCUGCUGCAGAAAUCUGCUGCUCCAGCUCUCUGAGCCCUGAAACAAAGAGACCCGGGCUCUGUCUCUCCCGCACAGCAAAUGGUUGUCAUAAUUGCCAAAGCCCUCGUAAACCCCUUCGGCUGGAGGAGAGAGAGUAAUCACAGCCGCGGCACGGAGCUGCGCCUGCUGAAUGCGGCCUUCCCUCUGCCUUUGUUCCUGAACUUGGGUGUGGGGACUGCGCCUGUAGGUGCCAGCUUUCCCUCCUGCUGUGGCUCUCCAGAGUGCACUCCCACCCACCACCCACCCCCAGAUCAGGUGUCUUUGGCACAAGGCUGGCCCCAAGGGCUGCUCAUGUGCCCCCACUAACACACACACAAAAAGCUGCGGCUACUGGUUCCCCAGCCCUGGCAUGGCGGCUGGAGCCGCUCCCCUCUGGCUGCUGCCCAGUGGUGACAAAAAAAGGCCGAAAGAGGGCACUGAGUCUCCCAAAUGGGAGCCCUGGGGUCUGGCCAGACUGGGGUUUGGGCCUAAUGGCUUUGACUAAAUUACCCCAUCCCCCUGCUUUCCGGAAAAAGGCAGCCAGCGCCACUUUCUAUCAUUCUGAGCUGACCUUGAAGGGGGUGGUGUUGGCCCGCGUAUGGAAUGGGCAGCAGCCACAGUGGAGAGAGGGAGGCUGGGGGCAGGAAGGGCUGGGGAGGGGGGCGCGCCGCCUGCGAAGGUGGGAUUAGAUCAUUAGCUCGGUGACCUCCCAGGGUUCCGAUGUGCUGUGUUCUCCUCCUGCAGCUGGUUUGGUAAUGAUCUGCAAGUCCCGGAGAGCAGCAGCACAACUCUGCCUGACGCGCUCAUUAAAAUCCAUGCAGCCAAGCUCGGCGCUUUGUAGCUGGCGGCCGUGGCGAGCCUGCUCAGCUGGGGGCUGGGACCCAGUCAGCCAAGAGGCCCUCUGGGCUCUACUUAUGCAUAUGUGCACCAAAAAACACAGCCCUUUAAACCCAGAGCCCUUUAAGAUGAGAAAGGACCAGGACCCAAUGCAGCUAAUUGUGUUUGUAGAAUCCUAUAAUCGUAGAAUACAAAGUUUAGUGAUUAUUUAAAUUGCUCCCGUGCUGGUGAGAGUAUGAAACAAUGGCCCAUAAAGAACCUUUGGAGCUGAAGCCAAGGAGCCGCCUCCCUUCCUGGUCUGCCAGCCCUGGGGACCUGCCCCAUUCCUGUGGCCCAGGGGCCCCUGGUCCACUCAGCAGUCUCAGAAAUGACUUGUGGCUUCGCUUGGGUCUCCAGAUGAGUACAUUCCAGAGGCACAGCCAGGAGGAGGGGCGGGCUCAGCAUUGCUGGAAGCCCUCAAGCAGCUGGCCCACCCCAGAAGCUCGCCUCAGCAGAAGCUCCAGCACCCUGAGAAACGACCCUGGUCAAUGUCACUGCUGAGCUGAGGCACUGUUGUCAGGGCUGAGGUGAGAUCCCCCUGCGGCGCCAGCCAGGACACGGGUCUCUGUGGCUUUGGUGACACGCUUAGCAUUCCCAUCGUGUCCCAGCCUGGCUCUCGGCUCUCAGACUGCCUCCCAGCCAGUGGGGCUUUUACUCAGAGGUCAGGUUUCCUGGGUGGGCAUCAAGCUUGGUGCUGGGGUCCAGGAAGGCUAGGGAAUAAUCAUUACUGUAUUAACUUUAUUCAGCUCUUUUACUUGAGAAGCUAACUGAAUUUUACUUUGCUGUCUGGAGUGAUGUGCAGGUAGGGGUGUGAGCUGUCAUGCUCCCAAAGUGCCUUGUUCUCUCUGGAAUCAGCAUAUUUAUAAGGACCAUUGAUGCUCCAUGGAGUGUAGGGAGUGGGCACAAAUGCGGUGGGUUACAGCCUGAAAGCGCCCUGUGCCUGCUGCCUCUCCUCUCUCCUGUCCCCAGGCCUCCAGAAGCAACCCCAACUCUCCCGAAAGCCCAAGCCCAAGCCCGUGGCUCUGAGCCUGCGCAUUUCCUGGCAGGCUCGCAGUGUACUGCGUUUGUACCCGAAUGUUCUUAAGGUCCCAAGUAACUGUUCUCUGUGUCUACAUGAAUACCUAAAUGCCAACAUCUUAAAUAAUUUGAUAAAACCUUUUUAGUCA